ACAGAUAGUUCUCCAGUUUUGUGCAGGCUGUGUCUUGUUGCUCGUUAAAUAGCCAGGGGGGAAAAGGCUGAGAUCUCCAUCAAGAUUGAUUAGUGUCUCGAGAGCUUAUGUAUUGAAGUGCAUCAGAAACACUUGUCUCUUACUGCAGAGGGAAGAGUGUGGAAGAAUCUGAAAACAACAUAUACAUUCAUCUUUAUAGUUUUGAAAAGACAAAUUGGGUUGUUUGAACAGAUUCACCACACAUACCAAAAACAGAGAGGCAGAAAUGACACACGUGAGAAUAAAGUUUAUUGAGAUUCUAGAAAAAGUCAUGAAAGAAGGAGAGCAGAUGACACCAGAGGAGAUGCUGAUGACUCAUGAAGGAAUUGCAUACCCAACUGUCUUUUGCAGCCCAGAGCAGUUCAAAGCUAUGGAAGCCUUCCAAGCUAGGAGUGAUGAUGUAGUUCUAGCAGGAUACUGCAAAUCUGGUACCAAUUGGGUUGGCCAGAUUGUUACCGAUUUAGUAAUAACAUCUGCAAAGAAAUAUGAACCAGAGAAGUUUAAUGAAAAACUUCUCCUAGCAGAAAUUCCUUAUCUUGAAUUAGGAGAUACUGAAAAGUAUAAGAGGAUGGAUACUUAUCCUUCCAGGAGAGUGAUAUUUACUCAUCUCCGUCCUGAUAGAUUCCCACCAUCUAUUUUCAAGAAGAAAGCCAAAGUAGUGAUGCUGGUUCGAAAUCCAAAAGAUGUUGCUGCAUCUUUUUUCCAUUUUUCAAACAACUUCAGUCCUUAUCCUCCCUAUGAUACAUUUGAAGAAUUCUUCCGAGCUUUAAUGAUAGGAAAAAUGCCCUGGGGAUCCUAUAUAGAGUAUCUUUGUACAUGGAACAAGUUUAUUGAUAAAGAAAAUGUCCUGCCAAUAACAUAUGAAGAGAUAAAAGAGAACCCAGCUUUAGGAGCCAAAAAGAUUUCCACAUUUCUUGAACUGAACUUAAAUGAGGAAGACUUUCAGGAUGUUGUAGAAAGGAGCACUUUCAGUGCGAUGAAAGAUAACUCUAAAGCAACCCAUGGAGAAUUUGGUGAAGUUCUUUUCCGGAAAGGUGGAGUAAGUGACUGGAAAACACUUUUUAGUGAAGAAAACAACAAGGAGAUGGACACAGUAUUUAAAGAGCGCUUAGAAGGAACCAAAGUGGGAAAAUUGAUAAAGUAUGAUCGUUACUGCAAGGUAUGAAGAUCAAAGAAAUAAUCUAAUCACUAUCAAUUCUAAAAUGACUCCAGUUUCCGAAACAAGGCAUUCUAUUUUCUUCUAAUAAAUCUAUGAGUUUUAUGUAAUCUCUAUAUGAAAGGGGGAUGGAAAUUAUUUCAAGAGUUUUCUGACAAAAUUUCUAUAAAUGGCUAAGCUGCAUUAUUUAGUCCUGCUGACAGCAUAUUCAUUUCUUUUGCAGAUUUAUGACAAAAUAUUUUAGAAAUAUAAGACAGUUGGAUAGAUGAUAGAAAGAAAUCUAAAAUGUGACCUUUUAUAUAGAAAUCAACAAGCUCUUAAUCCCACCAAUUCUUCAAGCAUACAUAUAUGUUUGUGUGUGUUUAUUCACACUCACACACACAUAUACACAGAUUUACAUACAUAUUACAUUAUUAAUUAAAUAUUGAAAUCAAUUUGAAAUGUAACUAUUUAUAUGUAUUGCACAUUGAAAUCUUAAUCAUAAAUUCUAACAGUUAGAAAAUUGAUUCAUUACCUGCCACCAGUCUGAAUGAUUACUAGUAACAGGAAAUUCACACCUGUACACUAACACAGACAGAGAGAAAAGAGCCCAUGCAUGUGACAUUUAUUUCAAUAAGACUUCCUUCCAGGAUCAGCUGAUAUAAAGAAUACUACUUGUUCCAAUAUCUAUCAUUGUUUUGUAAUAUCUAUGUGCUUUUUCACUUUUUUGCUAUAUAGAAAAAAGCUCUAGAUACUGCUUUCUCAAUACAGAUAGUUCUCACUUAAUAACCACUUGUUCAGUGGCCGUUCAAAGCUUUGAUGGCACUGAACAAGGAGAUUUACAACUAGUCUUCAUAAUUGCAGGAGUUGUAGCAUCUCUCUGGUCAUGUGAUCAUGAUUUGGGUGCUUGGCAAAGUGCUCACAAUUACAAUAGUUGUGAUUGCCUUUUGUUUCAAUUAGGUGGUUAACAGAUUAGUGAAACCUGGCUCAGAAACAGUCCCUGUGAGAGGAACCUUGGUGUCUUAGUGGACAAUCACUUAAAUUUCCUAAUAGUGAGGACAAUUAACCAGUGGAACAGCUGUGGGUGCAUCAUCACUGGAGGUUUUUAAGAAGAGAUUGGAUGGCUACUUGUCUGAAAUGGUAUAGGGUCUCCUGUUUGAACAGGGAGGUUGGACUAGAAGACCUCCAAGGUCCCUUCCAGCUCUAUUGUGGUUGAUAUUGAUAUUGAUUGAUCUCACUGCCAGCUUGCAAGAAGCAAAGUCCAGUGGGAAGUCACAAAUGAUGAUCAUGCAGUGUUGCACAACUGCAAAGAAUUCAUUCAACAGUGGCAACUGGAACUGUUCCAAUUGCCAUCAUAAGUCAGUGCAAUUGUGUGACAUCACAUUUAACAACAGUGUCACUUAGUAAGCCAGUUGCUGAUCCCAAUUACUAUAGUUAAGCAAGGUUUGAUCUAAACACAGCAAAUAAAUUUCACCAAACCUAAAUAUGUCAAAUGUAAGUAAAAGUUUAAUUUUUUUGUGGAAAGCGGACUUUUGCAGAAGGAAAACAAAUAUAAAUAUAAUAGGUACCCUAAGCCAUAUUACUUUGAAUCCCGAUUCUACUUUCUCUCCUUCUUCUCCCUCUUUGUCUUUUUUGUCUUUGUCCUCUGUUUUACUUUUUUAUAUAUAAAUUUAUUAAAGAUUUUUUUAAAGAAAAACUAAAACUAAUACAAAGUAAGAAAAAGAAAGGAGAAAUUAAAAAGAAAAAUAAAAGUGCAAGAGAAGAAAAAAGUAAAAGAAAAAUAAAAAAGAAAGAAAAAGAUACAAAGAGUAGCCUCUGAUCUUCUUUACAGCAGUUAUACGUACAAUUAUAAGUGUACAAUUAUAAGUUACAACAUAGCUCUCUUCUUUCUGUAAUCAUCCAAACCACAAAUUGUAAUUUCAUUUUUUUCUGUUUUCAUGCAAAAAAAUCUACAAAUGGUUUCCAGUCAAGAAUAAAUGCCAUCUUUUUUCUGAUCAA
Messenger RNA from Crotalus tigris (Tiger rattlesnake), 3172 nucleotides. RefSeq names its product sulfotransferase 6B1-like. NCBI's taxonomy places the organism in Eukaryota, Metazoa, Chordata, Lepidosauria, Squamata, Viperidae. The transcript has 8 exons. Gene Ontology annotation, molecular function: sulfotransferase activity. The record is from RefSeq and is a predicted model, not a curated record. Bases 266 to 1204 code for a protein of 312 amino acids. Gene Ontology annotation, biological process: sulfation. Gene Ontology annotation, cellular component: cytoplasm.